AAAACUGUGCUGCAAAGUAUUAUGGAUGAAGACCACAGUUUCACUGGCGACGCCUACACGAGUUUAUCCAUUAUUUAUGCAGUCUUCGCUACUUGCAACUGGUUAGCUCCAUCGUACAUCUCUAUGUCAGGGCCACGAGUUGCUAUUCUAACUGGCGCUUGCUGUUACGUCCUUUUCAUAGCGUCGUUCCUGUGGCCUCACAAUGCUCUACUCUAUAUUGCCUCCUGUGUCCUUGGUCUUGGAGCUGCUUUGAUAUGGACAGGGCAUGGACAGUACCUAACAGAGAACAGCAACACCGAAACCAUGUCCAGAAACGCAGGAGUGUUCUGGGCAAUCUUCCAAACGUCGAUGUUCAUCGGCAAUCUAUUCGUGUACUUCAUGUUCAUCAAUCCCAAAAUCGAUGGUUCGACGAGGAUAAUCGUUUUUAGCGUGCUAACCGGCUUAUCUAUCGCCGGCACCUGUCUCCUGGCUACAUUGAGGAGUUCAUCACAGAGGCUGGUUCUGGGUGAGGCUGAAGGAGUCUCCAGUGCUAACAGGGAACUUCAGAUACCAGAGCCAGCAAGAGAAAGACCAUGGAUAGCCGCCUGGGAUGCGCUUAUAGAUGCGUUCAGUCUUUUCUUGACGCUAAAGAUGCUUCUGUUGUCCUUGACCUUUAUAUACACUGGUCUUGUCUUAACGUUCUACACAGGCGUCUAUUCGUCAUGCAUUGGAUUCACCAAGGCAAUUGGCGAGUCGCGUAAAAGCCUGGUAGGUCUUUCAGGAAUUUUUAUUGGAAUUGGUGAGGUCAUGGGUGGAGCCAUCUUUGGUAUUUUUGCAUCAAAGCUGGCCCGCAAUUGCGGUGGAUGGUUGGUUGUAGUUACGGGAUUUGGUGUACAUCUAUUUGCUUUCAUUUCCAUUUUCUUGAACUUGCCAAACGACUCACCGUUUUCGGAGACCGACAAAGUAGGGUUCAUCACACCUUCACCAAUCUUAGCUAUGGCCGGAAGUCUUGCAUUGGGCUUUGGUGAUGCUUGCUUCAACACCCAAAUAUACUCAUUGCUCGGUACACUUUUUGCGAAACAGAGUGCAUCAGCAUUCGUGCUGUUCAAAUUUUUCCAGUCGGUCGCGGCUGCCAUCAGUUUUGGCUACACCAGUCGUGUCGGCCUUCAUAUACAGCUUCUUAUAUUGACGAUAACUAUCGUCAUUGGUACCGUUGCCUUCUGUUACGUCGAACGCAUUUCAAGAAGGGAAGCCGAUAACAACGCGACCGACACCAACCCUACUCUCGUUAAGUAGCAAACGGACUGUGAAUGUGCUCAACCAAUAAUUUGCAAUGAUUGAAAACGUUCUAUUUGCUCAAGAUUAUUAGAAUGGAAUAGAAUUAUACAUUUCAAACAUUUGAUUUUUUAAAAUUACUAACAGAAAGUGGGAAACAGUAUCAGUUUAAUAAUUCGAGCUAAAUUGUUAUGCAAAAAUAAACAUCUGAAAAUCAGCUGUUAUACAAAUUGUAAUAGAUUAUUAUACGAGUUUCUGUAUAUAUACAUUUACACAUGUAUUUAACAUACACAUAUGUACAUAUAUUUAACUAUACACAACUAAAAAAAAAUAUCAAUAUCAUACAGCGAUGUGAUAAUUAUUGGCACAAUGUUCUUGACUGUCUAUUCUUAUGGAAAUUUCAUUGAAUAAACAAUUUUUUCAUUAAGUGUCUUGAAUUACACAUUAUCCCACAUAAGAGAUUCAAGAUUAAAUUCAUAAAUGAAGUGCCCCAGAACAGACAGAGACAGAUUGUACAUAUGUAACUACACCGUUCAAUAAGUAGAUCGUAAGAUUAAUCAACUACUGAAAUGUUACAAUAUCAAUUAUAUUAUUUGACAAAUUUUUA
This is a messenger RNA of Megalopta genalis, 1861 nucleotides long. The record is from RefSeq and is a predicted model, not a curated record. NCBI's taxonomy places the organism in Eukaryota, Metazoa, Arthropoda, Insecta, Hymenoptera, Halictidae.